UAAUCUAAGCUAUCCAUGAAGGUUUAAAAUGAAGCAAAAAAAACAAGUGGAACGUAUCCUUUCUGUCAGACUCCUCCUCACCCUGCCACUGAAGAUGAUACCGCUGAGGAUCUUGUGCAUGUGGCUGUGCCUCAGCAUAGCCUGGGCAACAAAUGAUGAAAGCACAUUUUUGAAAGAGGGAGGAGGAGUGCGUGGCCCCAGAGUGAUGGAACAUGCAAGCCAAUCUGAAUGCAAACAGGAUAAGGGCUGGCCUUUCUGUGCAGAUGAUGACUGGGGUCACAAAUGUCCUUCAGGCUGCAGGAUGCAAGGGUUGAUUGAUGAAACUGAUAAAGAUUUUCAUCACAGAAUACAAAGAAUUAGGAACCUACUAUUAGAUAAUGAAAACAAGUACAAAAAAUCCAACGUGUUAACUGUGGAAACAAUUAAUUUCCUGAAAGGAAAUCUGGCCAGUGCCCUGGAGAGUGACAACAAAUAUGGACAAAUUUCAGAAGAUCUGAGAAGGAGACUUGUUUUAUUAAAGCAGAAAGUUCUUGUACAAGUAAACAGGAUUAAAGUACUGCAAAACAGUAUCCGAGACCAGGUUGUGGAGAUGAAACGCUUGGAGGUGGACAUUGAUAUUAAGAUACGUGCCUGCAAAGGAUCCUGUGCUAAAAGUUUAAAUUACCAGGUGGACACAGAGAGCUAUGAAAAUAUCCAGAAGCAGCUCACACAGGCCAGUUCAAUCGAUCUGCAGUCUGUACUUGAAACUAGUUCCUUGAAGGUGCUGAAAAUGAGGCCACUGAAGGACUCUAUUGUUCCUGCGCAUUUCAAAACUCUGCCUCAAACUCAAGAACUAAACAUUCUUGAUGAAAUUGUACAGGUUGUGAUGACUCUAGAACGGCCAGAAGGCGAGGAAAAAGUAGAAACCUCACGUGUUUCAGUAGUAUCAGGGGUAGGUGGAGGAGCACAAGAUGGCAAAACAGUGACCUCUAGCCAUGGGAAGGAAACUGUUGGUUUGGGAGGAAAGCAUACCUCUAUAAUCCGCCAUACAUGUACCAGAACUAUCACCAAAAAAAUUAUCACUGGUCCUGGUGGCCCUAGAGAAGAAAUUGUUGAAACAAUGACUUCACCUGAUGGUUCUGACUGCUCCCAUUUUCAAGGUUCAGGGAGGGAAGAAGUAACUGGCCGUGGGGACAUUACACAUGUCAGAGUGACCUCUCAGGGUGGAACAAGUGACUUAUCUAAAUUAAUCCCAGAAUAUGAAAAAUUUUUCACUGAAUCCGGGUCCAGUAGUAGCAAAUUCCAUACCACCUACACAAGCGAUAGUGGCACUGACCAUGGUACUAGAACUGGAAGUUUUGGCAGUGGUACUGGACGUUAUAGCAGUGGUGGAACUGCUAGUCACACUACGCAUUCUGGAGGGACAGAAAGUUUUGCAGAUCUAGGGGAGGGGGAAGAGGACAUCUUUGAUCCUCACUUUGACCCAUCUAGGUUACCUUCCAGCAAAGUUCAGAGUGGCAGUUCGGCUCAUGUGGAGACAAGAGUGACCAGCAGCAGUAGCAGCUCUACUAGUUUCAACAAGGGUGGCUCCACUUUUGAAACCAAAUCGCUAAAGAGCCGAGCAGUGACUGAGGAGUUAGGUGGGUUGCAACACGAGGAGAGUGGAGAGGAUACCCCAGACUUUCGGGCACGCAGCUUGAGAACAGCAGGAGAGAAGCUUGGGACAAGCUACACUGGGACAGACUGUGAUGAUAUCCGCCAGAAACACACUUCUGGUGCCAAAAGUGGCAUUUUCAGAAUCAAGCCAGCAGGAUCCGAUAAAGUUUUUUCAGUUUAUUGCGACCAAGAGACCACUUUGGGAGGAUGGCUUUUGAUCCAACAGAGAUUGGAUGGAUCAGUGAAUUUUAACCGGACCUGGCAAGACUACAAGAAAGGUUUCGGCAGCAUGGAUGGCAAAGGGAAAGGAGAGUUCUGGCUGGGCAAUGAAAACAUCCACUUACUGACCCAGAAGGACACUGUCCUUCGAGUCGAAUUAGAGGACUGGGAUGGCAAUGAAGCUUAUGCAGAAUAUAAUAUACAUGUAGGUUCUGAGUCCGAUGGUUAUGUCCUCAGUGUGUCUGCUUAUGAGGGGACUGCUGGGGAUGCACUGAUCAUAGGCUCAGUGGAGGAAGGUAUUGAAUACACAGCUCAUGCUAACAUGAAGUUUAGCACUUUUGACAGGGACAGUGACCAAUGGGAGGAGAACUGUGCUGAAGUGUAUGGAGGAGGCUGGUGGUACAACAACUGUCAAGCUGCUAAUCUCAAUGGCAUUUACUACCAAGGAGGCCAGUAUGACCCAAGGAACAAUGUUCCUUAUGAGAUUGAAAACGGAGUGGUCUGGAUACCAUUUAGAGCCUCGGACUAUUCUCUCAAAGUUGUUAGAAUGAAAAUCAGGCCCAUAGAAACCCAGUAGGCAAACCACAGUAAAACAGGCAUUAUUAUUAUUAUUAUUAAUAUUAUUAUUUUGUUUACUAUACCUCAAAAUACAUAGAAUAUCUCUAUACAGUCUAACUGAAGACAACCAAGACACAUUUGUACUUUAAAAAUAAACAUUGUUUAAUUUUAAACAA
Messenger RNA from Pelodiscus sinensis (Chinese soft-shelled turtle), 2588 nucleotides. It is a transcript of the gene FGA, whose product is annotated as fibrinogen alpha chain. The record is from RefSeq and is a predicted model, not a curated record. Gene Ontology annotation, biological process: blood coagulation, common pathway; platelet aggregation; blood coagulation. Gene Ontology annotation, molecular function: signaling receptor binding; protein-macromolecule adaptor activity; extracellular matrix structural constituent. Gene Ontology annotation, cellular component: fibrinogen complex. Lineage: Eukaryota; Metazoa; Chordata; Testudines; Trionychidae.